ACACCCACCCUAAUUCCAACUCAUUCUCUGCCGGACAACUGAAAAGUCCUGCCUAAAUAGUGUCUGAAGCUCCCUCCCGACGACGUCGUUUGAGCAGCUUAAUUGCGUAGAUCUGCCAUAAUAUCCGAGAGCACAAAAGCAUACUUUUACCUCGUUCGCACCGAGUUUUCGGCGCACUAUAGUUUUGUCCCCGUGCUGUGGGUCAAAGUAGUUCUCCCUAUUUGACGCCGGUGGUGCGCCCGUUAACAAAACUACACCCCACCUCUCUCUUUCCUAAAAUACAUUUAUCUCUCCCCUUCUCUUUCUUUCUUCGUCAGCUCACUCCUCAACUUUAUCCUCUCAAACGUUCUUUUGUGGUGAUUUCCGAAUUCUCCGACUCUUCCUCUUUCUCCUGCACGAUUGCUGGAUCUUCACGGUGAAAUGUUGCUUCGGAGGUCGUAUUAUGUGCGCUGUAGUUCGGGAAACGGAGUUGCGAAGUUGAUUAAGGUUCUUGCUUAGGUAGGCAGGUUUUCGUAUAUCUGGAGAGAUGGUGGGGGAGACUGUGACAGAGACAUGGUUCAGUAAUAUAUUGAAGAGUUCACGUAAAAGCUUAUCAUGGGAGCCUGAGAGACCAGUCCUUGGAAUUUUGGCAUUUGAAAUCUCGAGGUUCAUGUCAAAGGUGGUUAAUUUAUGGCAAUGUCUCACUGACAGGCAGAUAGUUAGAUUAAGAGAGGAGAUUGCAAACUCGGUAGGCAUCCAGAAGCUUGUUUCCGAAGAUGAAGACUAUCUUAUGGAUCUUGCUCUUGCUGAGAUAAUUGAGAAUGUGGGUAGUGUGGCAAAAUCAGUAGCCAUGCUUGGAAAGAAGUGUACAGACCCAACAUAUCACAAUCUUGAAAACGUUUUUAAUGAUCCAGGUGAAAUUGAUCCGAAAUGGUAUGGGUGGCAAUAUAGGCUGAAGAAAAUGGAGAAGAAAGUUAAGAAAAUGGAGAAGUUUGUGGCAGCAACAGAGCAGCUGUACUCAGAGCUCGAAGUGUUGGCAGAGCUUGAGCAGAGCCUAAUGAGAAUGCGAGCUGGUGCCAGUUUAGGCAAGGUAAAGUUGCUGGAGUUUCAACAGAAAGUUGUAUGGCAACGCCAGGAAGUGAAGAAUCUCCAGGAGAUGUCUCCUUGGGUCAGACCAUAUGACUAUAUUGUCCGACUUCUUCUCAGAUCUCUAUUCACAAUUAUCGAAAGGAUCAAGUAUGUAUAUGGGGUUAACCAGAUUGAAAAUGUUGUGGCGAGUAGAGGAUAUGAUGACAUACAUGGUGUUUGUCUUAUUCGUAGUAAUUCCAUGUCUGCUCUCCUGCAAACAGGAGAGCAAAAGUCAGCUAACUUAUCGGAAAACAAUGCAUCUAGACUUCCAGUUCCUGUAGCGAGGUCAUUUUCAAAUUUGGGCUUGGGAGGUGACAAGAGUAAAUUGAAGAAUAGGAAAUCUCAUGAUCAUUCUCCAUCAUCUGUCCUUUGUGGAAAACCACAUCAGACGAAAGCUAGACGGUUUAGCCCUGUUGGCUUCGCAGGAUGCAUGACAGGAGGAAGUGAAUCUCCUGUUGUUGAGACCUAUGCACCAUCCUGUGGAAGCUCAUUUAGGUCCAAUGGUGCUUCUCAGAAAGAUGCAGAUGAAAUAAAAGACUUAUGCACGAUCCCAAUUAUAUAUAGUAGCAUAACCCCUAAGGUAUCUUUCUUUGACUCGAAAAGUCAUCUGUUGAAUGCUCCUCCAUCUUCUCUUGGUCAUGCUGCUUUGGCUCUGCACUAUGCAAAUGUCAUCAUAUUGAUCGAGAAGCUAGCUUCAUCUCCUCACUUGAUCAGCCUCGAUGCCAGAGAUGAUCUUUACAAUUUGUUGCCUUCAACUAUCAGAAGCUGUCUUAGGGCAAAGCUAAAGACAUUUUCCAAAACUAUGGCUUCGUCUGUCUACGAUCCUGCUUUUGCAGCAGAGUGGGGCUUAGCAGUUGCAAGAAUAUUGGAAUGGCUAUCCCCACUUGCUCACAACAUGAUACGAUGGCAAUCUGAGCGGAACUUUGAAAGGCAAAGAUUGGUUUUUGGGUCAAACGUGCUUCUUGUCCAGACCCUUUACUUUGCAGACCGAGUAAGGACAGAGGCAGCAAUUGUUGAACUACUGAUGGGCCUAAAUUAUCUCUUUAGGUUUGGCAGAGAAAUUAAUGAGAGACCUUACAGGGAGUCUUCAUGCAGUAGGGCAUAUGAUGGCUAUCUAAUUCCCAGGGAUAAAACGCGCUACAACAUGAUGGAUCAUACAGCAUAAGGAUCCGUUCGGCGCUUUGUAUAACUACAAAAUGGAACUUAAGUGGAGCUUUCCCGUUCCUUCGUUGUGCACAUAAUUUCUCAGAUACAUCCUUCCGAAUCAAAGGUAUUUUCUUAGUGAUGGUUUAUAUACCGAACCAAGUAAAAUCUUGUAUCUGCUUUCUCUGGUUUCUGUAAAAUACAGUAUUUAAACCAUAGCUACAUUUGAACUCUCUUGAAUAGGCUGGUCUUCAAUGUAGUGAUCAUGCUAUCUUUUUACGUUUUAUUGCACGAUUGAUUCUUUACCGUUGAUUAUUGAACUCAUAAGGUUAUUUUAGCCAUGAUGUUCGAAAUAUUAUUGGAAGAAUAUGUGGAUCA
This is a messenger RNA of Sesamum indicum (sesame), 2628 nucleotides long. Its product is annotated as protein PSK SIMULATOR 1. NCBI's taxonomy places the organism in Eukaryota, Viridiplantae, Streptophyta, Magnoliopsida, Lamiales, Pedaliaceae. Gene Ontology annotation, biological process: positive regulation of growth. The record is from RefSeq and is a predicted model, not a curated record.